This is a messenger RNA of Colletotrichum costaricense, 1467 nucleotides long. RefSeq lists its product as uncharacterized. The coding region runs from base 1 to 1467 and encodes 488 amino acids. The record is from RefSeq and is a predicted model, not a curated record. Lineage: Eukaryota; Fungi; Ascomycota; Sordariomycetes; Glomerellales; Glomerellaceae. The transcript has 3 exons.
AUGCACCAGGAAGAGGUGCUUCGCCAUCGAAUGGAUUUUGAACCGUACCAACCGCAAACAAAUACUUUUGCCAGGUCAUCCCUGACGAUCUCCUCCCCGAUGCCGUUGUCGGAGCCCCGUCCGCUCUCUCUUCCUCCGACCCCUCCUGCCCACCUCAACCGAGUGACGAAUCCAAGGCCUACUCUCCCGCUCUCGCGCGUGUGGCACUUGCAGACACCGGACAGUGUGAGGAACGGACCAAAGAAAAUCGGCCGAGCGAAGGAUCCGUCGCGCCCUCCCAAGGGACAGUAUACAGCUUUCUUUGAAAGAGUUCCGGAUACCCAAGAUGGGUGGCUUGCAGCGAGGGAGCGGCUCGGCCUGACGAACCUCGAAGGCAUCGCGAAAGCAAUCAAUGAUAUCCUAUGGUUCGGAAGCGAUUGUGAGGAGUCCCGGAUCCCCAGGGACAUGACAGACUACAUCGCGCAUCGAGCGAGGAAAGCAGAGAGGAUCGGUGGCUCCGAUGAAGUCACAUUCCCGUCCAGAUAUGCCAGGUCGUCGAAACGACGCCGUGUCAAUAAGAAGACACAGCAAAUGUACGAGAAUGUUCCAUCAUGGAUUGCACGUCAGCAGGAAUCACUGUUUGAGCGUUGUGGGCAUCUUGCGUCAGAGAUGUUCCUUCAUGCUGCGUUGAGCCUCUCAAGCUUUGACAGUCUAUCCAGGUCCGGGCCAGACGAUUUGUUUCGGAAAGACACCAUGGCUAAGAUCCCAUCGAACAUGACAUCGUCGCUCGAGACCGAGCUUCCCUUCUAUUUGCCGUUCAUCGUCUGGGCCCGUAUCCGCCUUCAUACAGGCAUUGAUUGCUACGAGCAACUGGGACCCGCAUUAGGUGUCACCAAGUUUACCCCGGCCGAUUUCCAAAGAUGGUUUGAAAUCUAUCAGCAGAACACAACAAAGCCUACGCCAGGUAACAAGCGUCCCUCAAGCGAAGUUCAAUCUGAGCCGACAGGGAAACGACAGCGGACCGGCCCUCAAAGGCCAGACGGUUUACCACCCCAUACUGCUGCUUCGGGUCUCUCAGGUGCUCUUGCACAGGCAGGCGAUUCUGCUCCGUCCCUGCUCAUCGGAAGCAAUGCAGACGAGGGCGUAACUGAGCAAGGGCUACAUAGUCAUCGAUUGCCCCAGAUGCCUAUUGACGUUGGUGCUGACCAAUUCACUCCGUCAUUCACGCUGGAGUCCGGCUGCGGAACGGCUUUUCAUGGAUCACAGUUAGAAAAGCCUGCCGGCUAUGUGUAUGAUCUGACCGGCCCGGUCGACCAGGCUCCGGCCCAACUCGAGAACAUCACAUUUCCAUUCACCUGGUCGCGUUAUGGCGUAACCGACGCAACUAUUCCGUCGGAAGAGUUCGGGAGCGGCAUCGAUUGGAAUCAUAUUAGUUAUCUUGAGCCCGCGUAUCGUGAGAACCGUGUUUACUACAUGAGCGGGCAAUAG